AAGAAACACAGAAAAAAAACCUUCCCAACCCCGGAGAAAGUUACAGAAGUCUCUUCGCUGGACCGGUCCCCCCUAUCAGUCUUCUCCGGCGGCCUUUUCUAUCCUCCUCCUCCCUCUUUUCCAAUCCCCCCUCUCGUCUCAUGAAGAAGCUAACGAAAUUUUUUGAGAAUCUCCUGAAGCCCUUUGCCCGCCGUCCAAAUGGAGAAUUGAAUAAGAAGGACCUAAAGGCGAUCGCUGCGAGAGAGCAAAAGGCCUUCCGCUACGAAACCCUAGCAGCCGCAACCUCCAAUUUCAGCCCCAAGAACAAGCUCGGCGAAGGGGGUUUCGGCCCUGUAUACAAGGGGCAGCUGGGGGAUGGGCGAUUGGUGGCGGUGAAGAGGCUCGGAAGAGGGUCGCGGCAGGGCGGGAAGGAGUUUACGAACGAGGCGAAGCUGCUUUCUCAAUUACAGCAUAAGAAUGUGGUUAAUCUCUACGGCUAUUGCGCUCACGCGGAAGACAAAUUACUUGUUUACGAGUAUGUAGCCAACGAGAGCCUUGACAAGUUACUCUUCUCCGAGAUUCAGGAAGACCAGUUCGAGAAGGAAAAAGGCUGAAGUACCCAUCAUGACCCUCCUUAUCAGAAGAGCAUAAAUAUAAUUUCAUCUCUUCCUCUUUUUCUUUAUAAAUAAAAGACUCCUUGGCAUGUAAAAUGGGUUCCUUUAAGUUGUCCCUCUCUGCCCCUCAUGUUGGGAGUCUGCUCCCAUUCUCUUUCACUUGUAACCCAAGCUUAUAUGGAAUAAAAUGUGCCGCCGAGCCAAUUUGCCCUCCGACGGGUCAAUCCUCUCUCUCUUCCCCCCUCCCCGUCGAAAGACUGAUUUGGAUUCAACACACACAC
Messenger RNA from Phalaenopsis equestris, 874 nucleotides. Its product is annotated as cysteine-rich receptor-like protein kinase 25. Gene Ontology annotation, molecular function: protein kinase activity; ATP binding. NCBI's taxonomy places the organism in Eukaryota, Viridiplantae, Streptophyta, Magnoliopsida, Asparagales, Orchidaceae. The coding region runs from base 141 to 593 and encodes 150 amino acids. The transcript has 4 exons. The record is from RefSeq and is a predicted model, not a curated record. Gene Ontology annotation, biological process: protein phosphorylation.